Styela clava is the source of this 1625-nucleotide messenger RNA. Its product is annotated as body wall muscle protein HR-29-like. Gene Ontology annotation, biological process: response to heat; protein refolding. NCBI's taxonomy places the organism in Eukaryota, Metazoa, Chordata, Ascidiacea, Stolidobranchia, Styelidae. Gene Ontology annotation, cellular component: cytoplasm; nucleus. The record is from RefSeq and is a predicted model, not a curated record.
AUAUUCAUUAACAGAUAACAAGGUUUCUGAACGCAUCUACGAAGACAACAACUGAAAUAUGGCUUUCACAAUUACUUUCUCCAGGCCAGCUCAACGUCGCCGAUUUUAUCCAUCUCGAUGUUGCGAUUUUUUGGAACCAAUGUUGUGGACAUCUGCUGUUGUACCAAGAGAUGAUACUGAUGAUUUUUCAAACUUUCUCCAAGCCCUUAUCGGCAGGAACGAAUCCCAAAACAAUGCGAAUAAGCAAGUAGAAGUGACACAUGACGAAUCAGAACAUAAAAAACAGUCAUCUCCGGAAAAAUAUGCAAUGAAUAUUGAUGUUCAAGAUUUUGCACCUGAAGAUAUUAAAGUAAAGGUACAGGGAGAUAAUUUAAUCGUUGAAGCGAAACAAGAAGUGAAAAAGGAAGAAGAAGGAAUGUCCUUCCAUAGUUUCAAGGAACUACGAAGAACACUUGAAAUCCCCAAUGGAGUAGACAAGAAAAAUAUUACAUCAGCAUACUCUAGCGGCGGAAUUCUUGAAAUUGAAGGUUCCUUUCUACCACCAAGCAUAACCGAAGAUCCAGAAGAGAAAACGGAACUUGACAUUGAACGUAGCGAAGAAUAAUAUUUACAGUAUGAUCAAACAAUACAUGAAAUUUAUCACGGGCUUCAAAUAGUCCAUACAUACAUGGAAAGCACGAAACGGAAGUGCUCAAAACUGAUUUCAGCGCGCAUGACUCGAAAAAUAUAUUUGAUUCAUUGAGUAAUAUCAAGUCGAAAUGGGAAUCAAAUGGUUGUCAUGUAAAAACAAUUUUUCUCUCAAACUAGUUUCAAUAAUUUUGUUUUUUUCUGUCUUAUUUUUCGUGACUUCCUGAGUUUUCAGUGUUUUCCUGCUUUGCAUUUCUCUUCCAUAUUAUUCAAAUUUCUACGAGGCAGAUUUAGUCAUGAAAUGAAUAAUUCAUAGUAAAAUCACAGUUUUAUUGUUCAUUUUUAUUAACAAGUUAGUGAGAGAGAGAAAGUAAGAAAUAGGUGUUUGAAUAGCCUCGGUCGCAUAGAAUGCUCGGUGCUGGUAAUAGUCCACCAAGAGAAACAUCGUCUUUUCGACAUUGCUGUUAUUGAAAUUAUUCCCAGUAAAUUCUAAAGGCUACCUUUUGUUUGUAAACAGAUUUCGAAUAAAAUUUAUUGACCUGCAUCUAUACUAACGCAAAGAUCAUACAAUAACGCUGUACACUUUGAAAUAAGGCGGCUAUGACCAUUCAUUUUGCGGCGCCAAUUUGUGACUCAUGCUCUAGCUUAGACUGACCUGAUUGGUUGUUAACGAUCCAAUUAUGUAAUUUAUAUAAAUUACAAUUUAGUGUGGUGUCAAAAUUCUAUUAAAAUACUAUAAAUUAAAACUAACGAACAUUAGGAUAUUCCGAAAGGUUUACAUACAUUAUCUGACUUUCCUUUACUUUUUAAGAUAAAAAUUUUUUUGCUUGUUGAAUAAUAUUGCCGCCAUGCUUGCCAAUUUCGCGAAGUAGAUACUCAUACGCGAUAAGAUUCAUAAAACAUUACUCAAUAUGAAAUAUAAUGUUCUUAUGCAUUCAUUGUCAUCAUAUUUUAAUGAAAAUGGUGAAAUUACUGUAAUAAAGUAUUAAUUUUUGUCA